This is a messenger RNA of Naegleria fowleri, 2310 nucleotides long. RefSeq lists its product as uncharacterized. Gene Ontology annotation, molecular function: ribonucleoprotein complex binding; mRNA 3'-UTR binding; selenocysteine insertion sequence binding. Gene Ontology annotation, biological process: selenocysteine incorporation. Gene Ontology annotation, cellular component: ribonucleoprotein complex. NCBI's taxonomy places the organism in Eukaryota, Heterolobosea, Eutetramitea, Acrasida, Naegleriidae. The transcript has a single exon. The record is from RefSeq and is a predicted model, not a curated record. Bases 1 to 2310 code for a protein of 769 amino acids.
AUGACGCAAAAGCCUCUGAGUGCAGAUAGUAAGCCAUUUGUUCCAAGUCAGAGAAUACAAAUGAUGAUACCAUCAUCAUCAUCAUCGGCUAGUCUCAUCAAACCUGUUCAAAUUGGAGGAGCAACAGGUCCAAUCAAUCUUGAGAGUGUAAAUGACGAGUCGGAACAUCAUUCUCACACACAAUCAUCAUUCUCACAAAAAAUUCAAAAUAAUAAGCAUGAUCAUCAUAACAAACAUAACGGAAAGAGGGGAAAAAACAAUAAAUUCUUGGCGGAGCAACCAAUACGAAACAGUGAAUUCAAGGACUCGGAUCCAUCGAAUAUGAGCCAUUCAAGUCAUAAACAACCAAAACGAAAAGGACAAAAAUCUGCAAUACAAAAUUCACAAAUGAUCAUUCCAUCAGUACGAUCAUCAUCACAGCAGCAACUAUCCAAUGCAGGGCACGUACAAUCCACAGACGAAUUACCACCAACCAAUGUUUCGGAUCUUGUUCAUGCUCAUCAAUACUCCCAAAAUUUUCCUUCAGUGAGUGCAUCCAUCUCUUCGUCAUCUUCCACAGCUACCUCUGUUCCAUUUUCUUACAAGGACAUUUUACAAAGCAAACCGAGUGGAAUUUUAACAAAUUCCGAAAUUUUACCUCAAAAGAGUGUGGUCAUUGCGUCACAUUCCAAUCACAUGCAACCAACUAAAAAAUCGCAACCUCAUGAUAGUAACAAUAAUUAUGGUGAUAAUGGUAGUGCUAACAACAAUACAAUUGCACCAACGACACAAACAAAAGAGACCAACAAAUCGGAGGUCAAAGCAAAAAGAAAACAAUCAUUUGAAAAUGCAACCAAUAAUAACAAACCAACUGCCUUAAAACCAUCAACAACAACAGACAAUAAUACCACUGCUGCUAACGUUCCCACAACGCCUCAAAAAAAACUCACCAAAAAACAAAGAAGACAAUUACUGAUCAAUUCACUACUUCAAGAACGAAAAGAAUUCACACUUGCAGAUCAUAUAGGUGGUGACAUUGAUCAACUCUUAAAGAAUACUAAGUCAACAACCUCUAGCUCUUCAACAAUUCCCUCAGACAAAACGAAACUCCCAAAAGAAUCUCCAAAAAAACAAGGCAAAAAAGAUGAAACAACGGCAUCAAACAAAAAAUCCAUCAGCAAAAUGAAUGCCCUCGAAAAAGCCUUAUUCACCAAAGGGGACAUGAAAGGAAGGAAACCCAUUCGUUUAGAAAUUUACUCAGAUAAGGUCACUAAUGAGGAUGUCUAUAAGGCCUUUAUGCUCGCUGUCAAUCAGCCCCAAACAGGACAAAGCGCUUCCAAUUCUAAGGACACAGAAAAUGCAUCCACCUCAACAACACACGAUGAAAAGAGAACUGAGGAAAUGCUUGUCGCUGUAGCAACAAAAAAGAAAAAACCCAACAAGCUGAAAAAAAUUAUUCUCAAAGAGAAGGAAAUUAGAAAAUUGCAGAACCUAUCUCCCACUGAUUUUAUCGAUGUUAAGAAAUAUUUGAAAAAACAGAAACAAGCAGAAACAACUGAAGAAGAAACAUCUGAUGAUAAUGUUAUUGUGAUUGAAAUUGAAAGAGACCAUCAUGACAUUUCAUCAUCAACAAUAGUUGAUGAGCAUUCAGAACAUGUGAAAUCAUCAAUGGAAGGCGAGAAUGCUUCUUCUUCCACAAUGGAACAUGGAGAUUCAAAUAAUCCUAAUAUGGAGGAUACAAACGAUUACCCGAAUGAAGCAAGCGAAGAGUCAGACUCUGAAAGUGUCAUUUCUGAAACUGAGUCAAUGAACAUUGUCUUGAAAGGAGCAACUGAAAGAAAAAUUCGUGAAUACGUGCCUUAUCCUCUCGAUCCAAUCUAUGAGAAUUGUGUAUUUCAAAUGUUGGCCAAACUUCAAUUUUAUCAACACAGGCUGAAAAAAACAGACAAGAAGAAAUUCAAAGCAAGAAGAAGAUAUGUUAUUGGAAUUCGUGAAGUUUUGAAAGGUUUAAAAAUUAAGGAAAUUCGAGCAGUCGUCAUUGCUCCAAAUAUUGACAAGAUUACAACUCCUGGUGGACUAGAUUCUAAAAUUGAGGAAAUUAUUCAAAAAUGCAAUGAAAUGGAACUUCCUGUGUUCUUUGCACUCACCAAAAAGAAGCUAGGUAUUGCCUUAAAAACCUCCACUAAAAUUAGCGUUGUUGGGCUCUAUAGCAUGGAUGGAGCAUUUGACGAGUUCAAAAAGGCCAAAGCCAUGAUUGAAGAAAAAUUGGAACAAAAAAAGGAAAGCUCCUCACAACCAAUGACAACAACAACAACAACUAGUUCAGAGUAG